ACACUAACUAGGAAAAUAAUAUUAUUAUUCAUACAAAUUCAUAUACAAGUGGAUGUUCCAUCACAAAAUACUACCUUCACACAUUUUGAUUCCAUACUUUUGAAUGGAUAACAACACACAAGCUCCACUUCUUACCUCCAAAGACGUUGGCGCAAGUGCUCAUUUCACUGGGGACGUCGAAGAUAUCCCUCCAAUAAAUGGAAUACAUGAAUUCUUUGUACAAUUUGGAGUCGAGUCAAAGAAGCUUUGGUACCUUGCUGGCCCUGCAAUUUUCACUACAGUUUGUCAAUACUCACUUGGUGCCAUCACUCAAACCUUUGCUGGUCAUGUUGGAACUCUUGAUCUUGCAGCUUUCUCUAUCGAGAAUUCGGUUAUUGCAGGCUUCUCUUUGGGGAUCAUGGUUGGAAUGGGAAGUGCAUUGGAAACAUUAUGUGGGCAAGCAUAUGGAGCAGGGCAAAUAGAUAUGUUAGGAAUAUAUAUGCAAAGAUCAUGGAUUAUCCUCUUUGUAACCGGGCUAAUUAUGAUGUUCCUCUACAUAUUCGCAACUCCAAUACUCCUGUUGAUUGGACAAACCGAACCCAUAUCACACUUGGCAGGGAAAAUGGCUCUAUGGAUGAUUCCACAGCUAUUUGCAUAUGCUGCAAACUAUCCGAUUGCAAAGUUUCUACAAGCGCAAAGUAAGAUAAUGGUGAUGUCUUACAUAUCUGGGAUUGCAUUGGUUUUCCAUACCUUUUUUAGUUGGUUGUUUAUGUUGAAAUUGGGAUGGGGGUUAGCCGGUGGAGCUUUAGUGCUUAACUCGUCUUGGUGGUUCAUGGUAAUUGCGCAAAUGGUCUAUAUUCUUAGCGGAACUUGUGGUCGAGCUUGGUCUGGGUUUAGUAUGUCCGCCUUUAGUAAUCUAUGGAGCUUUGUUAAGCUUUCCUUUGCAUCUGCAAUAAUGCUUUGUUUGGAAACAUGGUAUUUUAUGGCGUUGAUAUUGUUUGCGGGGUAUUUAAAGAAUGCAGAAAUUGCAGUCGAUGCGCUCUCUAUAUGCACAAACAUUGUUGGAUGGGCAGUUAUGAUAGCAAUUGGAUUCAAUGCAGCUAUCAGUGUUAGGGUGUCAAAUGAGCUAGGAGCAGCCCAUCCAAGAGCUGCAAAAUUCUCAGUCGUAGUCGUUGUAGUUUUCUCCUUUAUCGUUGGUGUAAUGUUGGCCAUCCUCCUUGUAAUUUUUCGGCAUCAAUAUCCAGCCUUAUUUGCUAAUAGUUUAGAAGUGCAACAAGCCGUUUAUGCUCUUACUCCAUUGCUAGCAACUUGUCUUGUCAUUAACAAUAUUCAACCUGCACUCUCUGGGGUCGCAAUAGGGGCUGGAUGGCAAGCUGUAAUUGCUUAUAUCAACAUAGCAUGUUACUACAUAUUUGGCAUUCCUUUGGGACUAACUCUCGGAUUUGCAGCCAAUUGGGGCGUAAAGGGUAUAUGGAUAGGCAUGUUGACUGGAACCGUGGUACAAACUAUUAUCUUGGUUUGGAUUUGCUACAGAACAAACUGGGACAAAGAGGCAUCCAUGGCUGAAAAGAGAAUUAAAAAAUGGUCUGGUCAAAAAGAGGUGGCGGGAGAGCAAUAAAAACUUAGACAUCAGGGGGAAUUAUAUUUUGGAUCAGGAUUUUACACUUUAGAUGUUAUUUUUGGAAAGAGAUAUCCCUACAAUUAAAGGUCGUUUGGCAGUUUGGUUGGAGAUUUUCUCGUCCUAUAAAGUCCUAUAAAGUAUUGAAGAUAGCACGGACCCAAUUAAAACAAUGUAUGCUACACAUUUCAGAAAAUGAUAUUCCUACAAUUCUAAUUUA
This is a messenger RNA of Erigeron canadensis, 1817 nucleotides long. Its product is annotated as protein DETOXIFICATION 31-like. The record is from RefSeq and is a predicted model, not a curated record. The transcript has 8 exons. Gene Ontology annotation, cellular component: vacuolar membrane. NCBI's taxonomy places the organism in Eukaryota, Viridiplantae, Streptophyta, Magnoliopsida, Asterales, Asteraceae. Gene Ontology annotation, molecular function: antiporter activity; xenobiotic transmembrane transporter activity. The coding region runs from base 104 to 1597 and encodes 497 amino acids. Gene Ontology annotation, biological process: xenobiotic detoxification by transmembrane export across the plasma membrane.